GGUCUCGUUCUGGGAAUCUACUCAAGUGAAAAGGAUGAAGGUGCUGCCCAGUUCACUAGUGCAGGAGAUGCUUUCGAUAGACUCGUGUCUGGAAAGCUGAGAGAACUUCUGUCCAUAUGUGGGCCACCUUUGAAGAAAGGCAAAACGCGCAUAUUCCAUGGUUUGCAUCAGGACUUUCCGAGUGUGGUUGUCGUUGGCUUGGGUAAGAAGAAUGCUGGAGUAAAUGACCAAGAAAACUGGAAUGAAGGCAAAGAAAAUAUUCGUGCAGCUGUUGCAGUUGGUUGUAGACAGAUCCAAGAUCUGGAGAUCCCUUGUGUUGAAGUAGACCCCUGUGGAGAUGCUCAAGCAGCUGCUGAAGGUGCUGUCCUUGGAUUGCAUGAAUAUAACGAGCUGAAGCAAAAAAAGAAACCUGUAGUUACUCCUCAGCUUCAUGGAAGUGCUGAAAGUGAAGCCUGGCAAAAAGGUGUUAUCUACGCGGAGGGUCAGAACCUUGCUCGGUACCUUAUGGAGGCUCCAGCUAACUAUAUAACUCCAACCAAAUUUGCUGAACAUAUUGAACAGAAGCUCAGAAGUUUCAGCAAUGUGAAGGUCCAUAUAAGACCAGAGUCUUGGAUAGCAACACAACAGAUGGGAGCAUUCCUGAGUGUAGCUAAAGGUUCGGCUGAACCUCCCAUCUUUCUGGAGAUUCACUAUUUAGGUGGUGCUAAUACAAGUGACUCCCCAUUGGUAUUUGUAGGAAAAGGAGUUACAUUCGACAG
Tauraco erythrolophus (red-crested turaco) is the source of this 758-nucleotide messenger RNA. The record is from RefSeq and is a predicted model, not a curated record. NCBI's taxonomy places the organism in Eukaryota, Metazoa, Chordata, Aves, Musophagiformes, Musophagidae.